GAUUAUUCCUUAAAGGUACAUUUCUUUGUACGUUAACAAUUUCAAAACGAAAAUAAAAGUUGGAUUUGAACAAGCCAAUCCGGCGGCGAACGGCGGCGAAAAUGAAGCCCCGCCGUCACCUGCCAAAUCAAAACAGAAGAAAUCGGGCUGUUACAUCAGUUUUUCAGCUCCCUUACCAAUGUAUCCGCUCCACCAUUACUUUUUCAUCCCCCAAAAUUAGAAACAACAUCCAACUACGAAAAAUCAUGGAGCCUGAAGCCAACAGAGAAAAAACACCAAAAUCAUUUUUCCUCUCCUUUCUCUUUCAUCGUUCCAUUCCCUCUUGGAAAAUUGAAAAAUGACGGUAAUUGAUAUCCUAUUCCGAGUCGAUGAAAUCUGCAAGAAAUAUGACAAGUACGAUCCCGAGAAGCAACGCGAAGCCAAUGCCUUUCUCGACGAUGCCUUCGCUCGCCUCUACUCUCUCGUUGAGGCCGACAUCGAAAAGGCUCUCGCUGUUCGCUUCCUUUUUUCUUAUCCCUUCCUUUUAUUGUUUUCUUUUCAAACAUUGAUUUUUCAAAUUAAUUAUUGGAAUAAAAUGCAGAAAUCUGACAAGGUUUCUACGGAGAAGAAUAGAGCAGCGGCGGUGGCAUUGAGCGCUGAGAUUCGUCGGAUAAAGGCUCGAUUGAUGGAGGAAGUUCCUAAGCUUCAAAAAUUGGCUAAAAAGAAGGUGAAGGGACUUUCCAAAGAGGAUCACGAAACGCGUUUCGAUAUGGUUCUAGCGCUACCUGAUCGGAUUAAAGCCAUUCCAGAUGGGUCUACGGCUGCAUCAAACCAGAGCGGUGGAUGGGGAACUUCAUCAUCCAACAAAAAAAUCAAAUUUGAUUCAUCAGAGGAGCGCUUCGGUAGUGAUUUUUACCAACAAACUGAAGAGUCAGAUCAAUUUAGACAAGAAUAUGAAAUGAGAAAAAUGAAACAGGAUGAAGGUCUUGAUGUGAUAUCAGAAGGUCUGGAUACACUGAAAAAUAUAGCUCUCGACAUGAAUGAGGAAAUAGAUAGACAAGUUCCUCUAAUGGAUGAAAUUGAGACAAAGGUUGACAAGACAACAUCUGAUAUUCGAAAGAAUAAUGUUAGACUGAAGAAAACCAUUACCCAGAUAAGAUCCAGCCGAAAUUUCUGCAUUGACAUUAUUCUGCUGUGUAUCAUUCUAGGGAUUGCUUUCUAUUUGUACAAUGCACUGAAAUGAAUAGAGGCUUUCAUGUACGUCCAUUUAGCCCUAAGGAACCUACAGCUAUACUGUUUAUGUUACUGUAACAGGACAUGAUUUUUUUGCCCUGCAAUAAUAUACAUGGCUUUGUAGCAUUGCUUGGUAUGUCAAUAAAACAUUUUUAUGUUUA
Molecule: messenger RNA, 1373 nt
Organism: Gossypium raimondii (Peruvian cotton)
Lineage: Eukaryota; Viridiplantae; Streptophyta; Magnoliopsida; Malvales; Malvaceae
Product: syntaxin-72
Exons: 8
Coding region: 338-1222 (294 amino acids)
Biological process (GO): intracellular protein transport; vesicle fusion
Cellular component (GO): SNARE complex; membrane; endomembrane system
Molecular function (GO): SNAP receptor activity; SNARE binding
Source: RefSeq, a predicted model, not a curated record